AUGACGUCAAAGAUCACUGCUGCUGUAAGACGUCUGAUUGAUGAAGACGCCAGGUACACGGUGUCUGGGAUAACGUCGUUACUUGACAUGCCAAUGGGGGAGUGGGGAACUGAUGAGAUCCUCAACAAGCACUUAGGUCUAAGAAAGGUUUGUGUCCAAUGGGUGCCUCACAUGGUAACUGAGGAGCAAAAGGCCAAUAUGGUCAAGUAUGUUAUAGAAACGCUGAAAGAGUUCUCAAAUUUUGAUAAUCGCACAAUGUCACAGCUCCUAACAGGAGAUGAGAACUUGUACUGCGGAAGUGCUUCGAAGUCGAAUACUUUGAAGGGAGACACUGAAUUUGAAAACUGUGCAGAGACUAUGGAUUUGAGGUCCAGUGAAACAAAAAAUGACAAUGAACUUAAAAGGAAAAAGAAUGCAGAAAAGGUUAGAAAGUGGAGAGAAAAGCAAAAACUUAAUACAGAAAAGGAUGAACUGAAGAAAAAAGACAGAGAAAGGAAAAAUAGGGCAAGGGCUAAGCUGCGACAGGAAGCUGAAAGAAGUAAACCAAAGCUUGAAAAAUUAAGAAAACAAAAGAGAGAAGAAAUGAAGCGCUACCGACUAAAACAUAAGAAACAACAAGAGAAAAAACAAUCAAAUAUGGAAACUUUCAAUAAGAUAAAGACAAAUGAAAGUCUUAAAAGAAAAUUGGCAGUGAAAAGAACGCAGACCUGGAGAAUGCGAAUAAAACUGAACGAUCAAUCCCACUUGCAAAAUGAGAAUCUUGAACAAUUAGAACAACUGAGAGAAGUAGAUACUUCUAUUGCAAGUACUUCAAGCUCAUUCACAUCACGAUUUUCCAGAUAUAGGCAAGUCAAUAAAACUAAGUCGUCAUUACCCAAAACACCAUCAAAAAGGGCCGAAAUUGUAAAAAAAUUAAUUCAGUCGCCAACAACAUCGAAAAUUCUAAUGAAGGAAGGAUUGAUACUCACACCAGAAUGCAAAAGAAAGCUUCAAUUAGCUGAUGAUGUCAUCACAUCCUUACAAGAAAAUAUAGCAGAUGCUAAACAGACAAACAGUUCUAAAUCAGAUAAAAAGCAUGCUUAUAACAUUCUCAGAGCCACGAUUGAGAAGAGAACAAGAAAUAAGUGUGGUGUAUAUGUACGAAAGCUGUUUAGCUUUUCUCACAGAUCCAAAGUAACUGCAAAGAGACAGUGGUGGCAAAAGCAAGAAAGGAAAUUUAGGAAAGAUAAACUCAGUGAAAAAACACGGCUAUUAGUUAAACGACACUAUUUAUCCUCAGAAGUGAGUAGAGAAGUUCCUAAUAAAAAGGAUGUCAUCAAAGUAAAAACAGAUGAUGGAAAGAAAGAGGUCCUCCAAAAACAUCUUAUGACUAUGACAUUAGAAGAUGCUUAUAAGAACUUCAAAUCUUUGUAUCCAGAUGUCAAAAUUGGUUUCACCUUGUACAAGACACUAAAGCCUGAAAAUAUCAGAAAGAUAUCAGAGACAAAUAGAAAGUCGUGUCUCUAUCAGAUUUGCUGCAAUUUCGCCCUGAAAGUAGAAGCUUUGAAGAAACAUGUUAAAACUGUUGAAACCCCUGAUAAUAAGGAACAAUUGACAAAGAUACUUCUAGAUAAGGAAAGGAUUUCCUCUGCUACCCUUUGUCAGUUUGAAAACACACCAAAGGCAUCAUGUCUUGAGAGAACCUGUCAGACAUGCAGUACAGAAAGUUUGAAGGAAUACUUUAAAGAUCUAACUGAGGAAAGCAAUGACAAGAAUAUUACAUGGCACCAGUGGGAAUCAAUUGAAAUAAAUAAGGAGAACAAAGUGAAAAGGUGUGUUUCAUGUGUCCCAAAAGAGCAUAAUAUUGAAAGCUUCUUAACAGAAAUGAAGAAAGACCUUGAAGUGUACCCUGGUCAUAUUUUCAGGGCUAGAUGGCAGCAAAAGCAAAUGACUAAUUGCAUAGAUCAUUUGAAACCUGGAUCAAUCGCUGUGGUAAUGGAUUUUAGUGAAAAUUAUGGCUAUUUAUUUCAAAGUGAGGUACAGUCAGGAUUUUUUGAUAGAAAUCAAGUCACAACCCAUCCUAUGAUGAUUUAUUAUAAAAUAAAAGAAGAUGAAGAGAACAAAGAAACAUUAGUGAAGCAUGCAAUUGUUGGAAUAAGUGAAGAUAAUAAGCAUGAUGCUGAUGCUGUAUUAGAAUUUGAAAAACAGGCAUUAGAUAUUGUUUCGAAGGAUACCGGUAUUCAGAUAGAAGAAAUACACCAGUGGACCGAUGGGACAUUGAUCAGUGUCAAAAUAUCGACUACUGUCAUAGAUGGGGAAACACAAACACUAAAAGUAUUGAAAAGUACAACAAGAAAGCAGUUAGAAAACAUGGAAACAGAACAAGAUAACAUGGAACUAGAAGACAUGGAAAUAGAUCAUCUGGAUAAUAAAGACUCAAAUACACAGGAAAACACAGAAAUAGAUCAGGAAAACAUAGAUAGUGAAAAUACUGAGAAUACUCAGCCUGAAAAUAAUAAAGAACAUUUCCAACCAGGUGUGUUUGCAGCAGGCUUGUUUCCAACAAAGAAAGGAAAGUCAGUCACAGUAUGCAUUGGUCAAAUUCUUGAUACCGAUGACCAAGAAUAUCAACUGAAAUAUAUGAAAAAAAGUGGGAAGACAUACAUCUGGCCAGACAAGCAAGAUGUAUCUUGGGAAACUGAUGACAAGUUGCUAGCUUCCGUAGGCGAACCAACAAUGAGUGACAAAAGGUCUCACUUUGUUUUCGAUUCUGAGGAACUAAAAGACAUUUCAAAAAAGUUGUCAAAAGACUACAGAUAUGUUUAUUUCCGCUAA
Messenger RNA from Mercenaria mercenaria, 2814 nucleotides. Its product is annotated as golgin subfamily A member 4-like. The coding region runs from base 1 to 2814 and encodes 937 amino acids. The transcript has 3 exons. The record is from RefSeq and is a predicted model, not a curated record. NCBI's taxonomy places the organism in Eukaryota, Metazoa, Mollusca, Bivalvia, Venerida, Veneridae.